GGGGGGGCGUGUCCGGGCGCUGCCGCCGCCGCCGCCGCCACCCGAGGGGAGCGCGCGGGACCGUGAGGGCGGCGGGAGCCGCGCAGGUUAUCCAGGAAAAGAAGGAAGCCUCUGGAGCGCUGCUGUGUCACCAUGGGGUCCGUGGUGUGGGAAUGUGGUUGAAAUUUUAAUACUUCAUUCAUGCCACAGAAGGCUGAGAGGGGAAAAAAAAAAAAGGGAAAAUUUCUCAAAUACCAUCUCCUGGACUGAGCUGAGGAUGUUGAAUACAAAAGCUCUUCCAGCUGGGAGGAACCUCAAGCAAGGCCUGGAAAUAUCAAAGUGAAAACUGCGGAUCCACGAGGAGCUGGAAGAUCUUCCUGCCUGGGCUGCGCCCCUGGCCCCAUUCCCGGUGUGGAAGGAUGGCUUUUGGCUGGAUGCUGUGUUCCCUGUGGAUUUUGGAUGUCUGGGUGGCCCCCACGGGAGGGCACAGCCUGUUCUCCUGCGAGCCCAUCAUCCUGAGGAUGUGCCAGGAUCUGCCUUACAACACCACCUUCAUGCCCAACCUCCUGAACCACUAUGACCAGCAAACAGCAGCUCUGGCAAUGGAGCCCUUCCACCCCAUGGUGAACCUGGAAUGCUCCCGGGAUUUCCGGCCCUUCCUGUGUGCCCUGUACGCGCCGGUGUGCAUGGAGUACGGGCGGGUGACGCUGCCCUGCCGCCGCCUGUGCCAGCGAGCCCACAGCGAGUGCUCAAAGCUCAUGGAGAUGUUUGGGGUCUCCUGGCCGGAGGAUAUGGAGUGCACCAGGUUCCCAGAUUGUGACGAGCCCUAUCCUCGCCUGGUUGACCUCAACUUGGCCGGCGAGCCCACGGAGGAGGCCCCGAUGGCCGUCCAGCGGGAUUACGGCUUUUGGUGUCCUCGGGAGCUGAAAAUCGACCCGGACCUGGGUUACUCCUUCCUGAGGGUCCAGGACUGCUCCCCUCCUUGCCCCAACAUGUACUUCCGUCGGGAGGAGCUGUCCUUCGCCCGCUACUUCAUCGGCGUCAUCUCCAUCGUCUGCCUCUCGGCCACCUUGUUCACCUUCCUGACCUUCCUCAUCGACGUCACCAGGUUCCGCUACCCGGAGAGGCCGAUCAUCUUCUACGCCGUGUGCUACAUGAUGGUGUCCCUGAUCUUCUUCAUCGGCUUCCUGCUGGAGGACCGGGUGGCCUGCAACGCCUCCAGCCCCUCCCAGUACAAGGCCUCCACAGUGACGCAGGGCUCCCACAACAAGGCCUGCACCAUGCUCUUCAUGGUGCUCUACUUCUUCACCAUGGCCGGCAGCGUCUGGUGGGUCAUCCUCACCAUCACCUGGUUCCUGGCGGCCGUGCCCAAGUGGGGCAGCGAGGCCAUCGAGAAGAAGGCCCUGCUGUUCCACGCCAGCGCCUGGGGCAUCCCGGGCACCCUCACCAUCAUCCUCUUGGCCAUGAACAAAAUCGAAGGCGACAACAUCAGCGGCGUGUGCUUCGUCGGCCUCUACGACGUGGACGCGCUGCGAUACUUCGUGCUGGCCCCUCUCUGCCUGUACGUGGUGGUGGGAGUCUCCCUCCUCCUGGCCGGGAUUAUCUCCCUCAACCGCGUUCGCAUCGAGAUCCCGCUGGAGAAGGAGAACCAGGACAAGCUGGUGAAGUUCAUGAUCCGCAUCGGCGUGUUCAGCGUGCUGUACCUCGUGCCCCUGCUGGUGGUGAUCGGCUGCUAUUUCUACGAGCAGGCGUAUCGGGGCGUGUGGGAGACCACGUGGAUCCAGGAGCGCUGCCGGGAGUAUCACAUCCCCUGUCCCUACCAGGUCACUCAGAUGAGCCGUCCAGAUCUGAUUCUGUUCCUCAUGAAGUAUCUCAUGGCCUUGGUCGUUGGGAUCCCCUCGGUGUUCUGGGUUGGAAGCAAGAAGACCUGUUUUGAGUGGGCCAGCUUCUUCCACGGGCGCAGGAAAAAAGAAGUUGUCAACGAGAGCCGCCAAGUGCUGCAGGAGCCGGACUUCGCUCAGUCCCUCCUGAGGGACCCCAACACCCCCAUCAUCCGAAAGUCCAGGGGCACUUCCACCCAGGGCACCUCCACCCACGCCUCGUCCACCCAGCUGGCCAUGAUGGAUGACCAGAGGAGCAAGGCCGGCAGUGUCCACAGCAAAGUGAGCAGCUACCACGGCAGCCUGCACCGCUCGCGGGACGGACGGUACACUCCCUGCAGCUACAGAGGCGUGGAGGAACGACUACCUCACGGCAGCAUGUCGCGACUGACCGAUCACUCCAGGCACAGCAGCUCCCACCGGCUGAACGAGCAGUCACGGCACAGCAGCAUCAGGGACCUCAGCAGCAACCCAAUGACACACAUCACGCACGGCACCAGCAUGAACCGCGUCAUCGAGGAGGAUGGCACCAGUGCCUGACGGCGAGGGAGAGCUUGGAGUGCUCGCAGGGCUCGCGGUGCCUUCCUCAGCGAGGUGACACCUCAGUAUUAUCCUCAUCCUCUCGUCAGGUGCUGAAUUUUGGGCAUCAGGAAGCCGGAGUUGGCGUCUCCGUGUGGCAGCCACUCUGUGGGACUUGCCUCGGAGCUGGAGGGUUCAGCUGUCUUGAGUUACUGAGUAAAAAGCUGGUUGUCUCCUCUGAACCUCUCUGUAGGUAAUUAUUUAUUUGAUAACUGGUCCUCAGCAGACACAACUACUGAAUUUCUUAUUCUCCGUGGAAAACAAUCUCCCCCUUCUCUCUCCCUCCUCCCUCUGUCCCUCCUCCCUUGGGCUCCGCGCGUCGGGAGGUGCCACCCCCCAAAACUCGGUGUCGGGGUUGUGCUGGGAGUUGUUCUGAUGAGACUUAAGGGAACUCUUGAUGGUUGAAGGAAUCCCUCCGUGCACCUCCCUCGAGGCACCCGAUGAGGGGACGCACCCAGCGCUGCCCGAGGGACGUCUGAUCGAGCUGGCAGCGUUUGGUCACACGGGAAACACCACAGGAAUGAGCAUUUUGGAGAAGGAAACUCCUCUGAGGAUCACCAGCUCUUCCCAGAGCUGUCCAGGCUCAGUUGUCGGGAGGGUGGGGGGAAGAGAGGGGCAGGGAAGAGUGAUUUUUUUAUAACUUGUAUUGUCCUUGCUUUUUUACAAAAGACUAUUUAAAUUUUCUACUCGUUUACAAUUUCUGUAGGAAGAGAUGGGUUUUAAAACCAGUUAUCUAGAUAAUAUUCAGCCAUUUAUUUUUUCGAGUCAUGUACAAAAAAAGCUGAGAUUGCCUGUUCCUGAUCUAUUUUAAAAAAAUUAUAACAGAAAAGCUGAAUUUGUCACCCAAGCAGGAAUGUACAGCCCAGCCCAUUCCUUACAGCCAGAGCAGAGCCUGUUCACAAGCCCCAGCACCCGGGUGAAGAAGGCUGAGGCCAGAAGCACCAGAGGAGUUUAUUCAAGGAUGCCCCACCUUCCUGGUGGUGUCAUGGCUGGUUUGGGGAGGAUUCUCUGUGCUGAGCAAGAAUUCAGAGAUGGGAGGGAGAAAUGGAGGCAGGAGCUGCCCCCAGAUGGGGAAAAAGCAGGAUGUGGCAGCUGGAAGCCCACGGCGUUCCUCGAGGAGGAGACGGGAUCCGCAGUAAAUUGGUGGCUCCUUCCCAGCCAGGUUAUGGAUCCAGCUCUGCUGCAGGUUGUUCUCAUUCCCUGCUAUUCAUGGCAGAGAAUUCUCAGUUUGGGCUUUUUUUUGUGUGGAAAGGAUCUGUUGGGAUGCACUGGAGGCAGAAGUCGAGGCCGGUCGAGGACGGUGCUGUAGAUCUUCUGGAGCGUCUGCUGCCGAGAUUCAUUCAGCAUGAGGAAACACUGCUGGCAUGCAAACCUACCUCAGUAAUUACUGCAGAUCGCUGCUGGGAAAUGAAUCCUUACUUUUGCAUUGUCCUUACAUAAUUCCCUUGCUGACCUGCUGGAGGCAUGUUGAGAAGCCUUUGUGCACCAACCUCGAGGGCAGGGCCGGGGCAGGAGCUCGCGGGGCCGUCCCAGGCAGCGGGGCCAGAGCUGCUCCACAAUUAACUCAUUUUAAUUGCAGCUGAUGACACAACAGCAAAGCUCAUAACCUGUGUGCUGUGGAAUCAAAGGCUGCCCCGGGAGUCGAGACAGAUUUAUCCCAAAUUGUCUUUCUUGCUUCCACCGGGUUUCUUGCUCCGAAGGAGAAGACAAAUAGAGCCCAGCAUGGAAUAACAAAGCUCUUUGCUGUCGGCCUGGGGAGGGAGGUGCUGCACCCAGGGCCCUGGGGCACAGCAGGCUCUGCUUUGCCUGUUUGCUCAGCAAACAGCCCUGGGGGCCAUCCACAGGACCCCAGGGAUAGCCCUGUCCCAGGAAUAACUGCCCAGAUCCACGUGGCUAUGGGAAGUCCUUUUGAGUGACUUAAACUGGAGAAGCUACAACUCCCCGGAAGCCCCAAGGGUGAAACCUUUGUUGUUUUCAAAUUCAGCUCCUAACAAACGUGCUGCUUUAAAGGGGUGAUCUGGGAGAAAUCUGGAUCUGCGGAAGGAGCCAGGAAGCUGACUUUUCCUAAACACUGGAACGGAACUAAAUAAGCUCACGGGUUCACACUGAUCUUCUUGGCUCAAUUUCCAGUACUUUUUUUUUUUUUAAGUAAGUUGUAGCAGUGCUUUGACUUGUUUAGAGACAGGGAGAGGAACGCCGAUGGAGUUUGGAGAAAGAUCCUGCUGGAAAUGUUGUUGAUUUGUGAGGCUCAGUCCCCAUACUGCUUCCAGAUGGGAAUAUCUAAGUCAUUCCUUGCUCAUGGAUCCUAAGGGCACAGACUCCUGUCACCCCAGAGAGGUGAUUAAACCUCAGACUGGAGUUCUGGCUGGGUUUUUUGCCUCCCUGCCCCCUCCCUUCUACCUUCAACACCUGAGGCAGCACACUGUGCUCUCUUGGCAGAGCAUUCCUCCUGGGAGGAGCAUUCCUCACCCAUGGAAGAAUGCCCCAGCUCUGGUGCAGUUCCCCAAAUGGGGCUCACAGGGCUUCAGCUCCCAAAUCAUUGUGCCCAAGGGCUCUGGAGUGCAUCCCAGUUUGAAUGUGACCCCACCACCAUCUCUGGCAGGGGCACCAGGAGUGUUUUUGGGGUGCUUUCCUACCUGGUGAGAGCUCCAGCCCGGGUGCCUGGUUUGUGGGAUUGGUGCCAAGCUUUACAUUCCCCCCGAGCUGAAACCCCCGGCCAGGAAGGCAUUUCUGCAGUCACUGCAGUGCUCUGUGGGCUCCGGGCUCCCCGGAUGUCCCUGCAGCUGAGCACACGUUCCUCGUGGAGUCCCUACAGCGCUUUGUCCCUCCCCAGCAGCCACCAAAGGCUGGAUCCUCUCUCCCAGGGAGCAGGCAGGGAAACUGGACAAUGCCUGGCUUCUCCAGCUCAUCCCAAGCUUUGUGCCUCCCCCUCCUGCGCACACGAUGGCUGCAGCCCCAAAACUCUGCUCUGUGAAAUUGCUCCGUAAAACGCACGGCUUCUCAUUCCCGGUAUUCCCAGGGAUCUCCAGCUCCUGUUUUACCAAGCCAGCUGCGCUGACAACAGAUCCCAGAUUAUGUGCUGUUCCUUCUUAAUCCCUUUGUAGCUCCCGUGGUUCACUGAAAUAUCCCGGAUCAGAGCUGCAGUCGGCGUUGCAUGGAAGAGGCCGCUCCUCUUUUUUAAAGCAUGAACAAUCCCAACAGCAGCAAAAAGCCACACUUGGGUGUAGAUGUGUUCGUGUUCUCCCUUUUCCUCCAGCUUAGACCCAAAUUUUGUGCUGGAAGCGUUAAGACACCAGCUCUGGGGGGGUCAGUGGUGAGCAGCGGAUGGCACUGGGAGGCUCCGGCUGAAAUACGGUCACGGCCAAAUCCAGCACCGCUCCCAUGUUGUUCCAGCAAGGAGGGAAGGGAAAAUCCCUCCGAAAGGGCACAAGGAGAAGAGUCAGGCCAGCUGUAGAGCAGUGCCCACCCUUCCAGGGGAGCUGAUUCUCCAGCCCAACUCCAGGGCACUGAGGAUCACAAAAUACCAGUGGGGAGCCGGCAGCUCCAGGUGUGUGGUGAAACCAGGGCACAGCAGAGCAGCCCCUGCACAGGAGACAUCCUGAGGUCCACCUCGAGCAGCAGAAUGUCCAGUUGAAUGUGAAACUUUCCCCCAUCCCCUUGUGCUUCUUUUGUAAAGGGAUCAGGAUGAAUUUUCCCUGGAGGCGGGGCGUUCUCCCAGUUUUUGCCCGUGGGGUCCGUGCAUGGGGAACUCGGUGCAUGUGAUGCGCUGCCGCCUCUUCCAGCCCUUCCCUCGGCACUCCGGUGUCCGUGCUGUGACAACAUCCAACUCCUCAGGAGAGGGGAAGGAGCCCCCAUGGCCGUGAGACCUCCACAUAGCGGAAUGUGUGGGGCAGUCCCUGCCCGUGGCUGACCCCACUUGCACUCGGCUCUUGGUAGACUUUGUUUACAGUAGUCCAGUGUGGGUUUUGUAACGUUUAAUUUUUAGCACUUUAACUGUGAGUGUACAAACUGGUUCCCUUGUAGUAGGUGUACAUUUUCAUUUUAGACCUUUGGAAGUUUUUAAUAAAACGAUGGAAAACC
Molecule: messenger RNA, 6518 nt
Organism: Corvus hawaiiensis (hawaiian crow)
Lineage: Eukaryota; Metazoa; Chordata; Aves; Passeriformes; Corvidae
Gene: FZD3
Product: frizzled class receptor 3
Exons: 7
Coding region: 399-2399 (666 amino acids)
Biological process (GO): canonical Wnt signaling pathway; non-canonical Wnt signaling pathway
Cellular component (GO): plasma membrane
Molecular function (GO): Wnt receptor activity; Wnt-protein binding
Source: RefSeq, a predicted model, not a curated record